AUGUACUUCGGGCUGCAGGUGGGAGCGCUCAACACCAUGUCACCGGCAACCGCCCUGCUGGCAUUCGCCAUCUUCAGGAGCACGUCGCGAUGGCUUCCAUUCGCCUUCACGCCGACGGAGAAUGUUAUCGUCCAGACCAUCGCCUCGUCCAUCGCCGGCAUGCCUGUCGCCGCCAGCCUGACCAACGCCAUCCCGGCGUUUGAGUUCCUCCGCCGGCCUGACGAGGGCGGGUCGCGGCACUUUUCAGUCGCAGAAUUGAUGGCAUGGUCCCUGGGCGUGUCGUUCUUCGGAACUGUCUUUGCCGCGCCCUUCCGCAGGUACUUCCUCCUGCAGGAGAAGCUGCGCUUCCCGGGCGGGAUUGCGAAGAGGGCGGAUGCGGACAAACAUGGCCUCGAUUUGGUGGAUGCGGAUGCGGAUGCGGGUGGAGAUGCGGAUGCACAUACGGAACGUGCCUUUGACGACCGUGAUUCCGCGGGCGAUGGCACGCCGCUCCUCCGAGAGUAUGAUUGGGGAUCUAAGGUCAAGAUCAUUGCCUACGCAUUCUCCGGCGCCGCGGUCUAUUCAAGGGUCUUGUAUUUCUUCCCCAUCUUUUCCAGGCUCCCCGUUUUUGGGAGGGCUGCAUCUGAGGAUUGGCUCUGGUUCUUCACUCUAUCGCCGGCAUUCACGGCCUUCGGAAUGAUUCUGGACCUUCCAGUGGCCUUUUCCAUGCUAUACGGCACAAUAUUCGGUUGGGGAAUACUCUCCCCUCUUGCCAAAGGCAAAGGAUGGGCACCUGGCGGCGUCGGGGACAUGGAGUCGGGAGCUCGUGGAUGGCUCGUUUGGAUUAGCAUCAGCUUCCUGCUUGGUGAUGCGGUUGUCCGCCACGUUCUCAGCUCGGCAAAACCGUCAGAUGCGGCGGGCCAGCUGGUUUCUCGCCAGGCAAUCCUCCUCUGCAUGGCUAUCUCGAUCUCUCUGUGCCUGGUCUGCACGUUAGUCGUGUUCGGGGGCGAGAUCCCCUUCCACCUCGUUAUUCUCGCUGUAGUAAUCGCAUUUCCUCUCUGCCUUAUCAUCAUACAAUCCGUCGGUGAGACAGACACCGCCCCAACAAUGAGUCUGAGUAACAUUUGUCAAUUUCUCUUUGUUCUCAUGCUCUCCCCGGCGUCACGGACCAAUCUCACUACAAUGGCUGCUGGCGCCAUCACCGAGGCCGGAUUGUGGCAGUCUGCGGUCCUCAUGACGGACCUCAAGACAGCACAUUUGGUUCAGGCUUCACCAAAGGUCAUGUUCCACGCCCAGCUACUGGGCUCCUUUAUUGGCGCCUUCAUCGGAAGCGGCAUCUACCGUCUCUUCACCAGCGUCUAUGCCAUCCCCAGCGCCAACUUCGCCGCUCCCCUGGCCUAUAUGUGGGCGAAUACUGCUCGGCUGGCGAAUGGAGGAGAGCUUCCCCGGGGUGUAUGGCCGUUCAUGUUGUCGGCGUUUAUCGCGUCUGCCUGCUUACGGAUCCUGAGCCUUGCUGCCGGAACGAGUCGGUGGAGGGUUUGGGUCCCAAGCGGGGUCGCCAUCUCCUUAGGCAUGUACGUAACCCCUUCGAUCACCCUCGCACGACUCGUGGGCGCCGCUAUCCACAUCUUCAGCAUUCACUACUGGGAGCUUCCAGAGGUGUCCCUCAUGUCUGCCGCGGCCGGCUGCAUUCUGGGCGAGAGCCUGCUAGGCUUGGUCCCUCAGAUUGUCGGGACGCUCUUCGAACAUCGCGUACCCCUCUAA
Thermothielavioides terrestris NRRL 8126 is the source of this 1743-nucleotide messenger RNA. RefSeq lists its product as uncharacterized. NCBI's taxonomy places the organism in Eukaryota, Fungi, Ascomycota, Sordariomycetes, Sordariales, Chaetomiaceae. Gene Ontology annotation, molecular function: oligopeptide transmembrane transporter activity. The transcript has 6 exons. The record is from RefSeq and is a predicted model, not a curated record. Gene Ontology annotation, cellular component: fungal-type vacuole membrane. Bases 1 to 1743 code for a protein of 580 amino acids.